AUGAUGGCGACUGAGCCAACCCUCAAUAAGCCGGAUGCAUCUCUAACUGAACCCACCCUCGCUCAGUCAGCUGUUGCAAGCAACGACACUCAGGAUGCCAGCCAUUCGAGUGCUACACUAAACGGUGUUUCCUCCGACGUCGAGCAUAAGCAGAUCGCAGAAAUUGUCGACGAAUUAGUGAACUCAGCUGAAGUUAGUGUGAGCGGUGGUUCGGAUACGGAAACAUCAAAGGCACGCCUCGGUGACAAAAACCAUGCGCGUACAUCUUCAAGUCUCAAGAAGCCCCAGAGCUUCAAGUCGGUUUCUGUAAAUCGCACUUUUCUGGCCUCUAAAUCUACUACGAAUUCGACCUCCCGUCCCGAUUCUGCUGUCAACUCCGCCUCCACUACGCCCCUACCGACUCCUAGUGCCUCUGCUUCGCGUCUGAAGCUUGUUGCCAAAUCCGGUAGCAGCUUAGGUGGUUCUACUAAGACUCUAAGUAACAACGGCAAACCUGCCGCCGCCCCUGACCCAAAUACUGUCUGGAAUCGCAAUAGACCGGCCGCUCAACCUGAGCAAAAGAAGCUAUCUGAUGAGGAACUCAUGCAUAAAUACGGCAUCCAUAUGGCAGGCCGUUUAGGGCCGGAGGAUACCAAGGGUCAGUCAAACUGGGCGGAUAUCGAUGAUGACGAAGAGUGGGAACCCGAAACCAUUACGUGGACCGACGGAACCAAGAUUACCUUACCAUCAGCCGAUGAAAUCGUACCAAGCCCUGGUACCGUUCACGCUACACUUAGCAAAGAACCAGCUCCCGUGCCGCCCAAGUCAAAAUCGCCUGCGCCGACCCCGAGCGCAACCGAGUCUCCCUCAGUCAGACCUGGCACUUUGGCUACGGGUAAGAGUCUUGUGCUGAAAGGCGCUCCUGAGAAGCCUACUCUCGUUGCAAAACCACCUGCGCCACCAACGCCUGCUAAAUCUCCAUGGGCACGUCUGCCACCUAUAGAGAAAGUUCCUCCCGGGCAACCAGAUUUAUCCAGCCUUACAUCGGUCUCGCGUCCUCCGCCAGCUGUUCUCCAACGUCCCCAACACCACGACCAACAAGGUCCUGCGGAACCAUCAGCGGCUUUUCAGACAAGCAGAACUAGUGCUCAUGAAGCUCCAUUUGGUCGCCGUCGCGGCUCUUCUAAUGUUAGUGGCACGAGUGGUAUCAUGGCACAUAGACUUGGAAAGCCAUACGAUAUUCCGCCGCCCCCCGAGGUAAUUCAGUCUCAAGCUGGCUCCGUUAUUGGGGCCGAGAGCCCUAUUUCCACAACUUUCUCCCCGGUGAAUAGUCAGAUUACGCCGCGGCUCCAACCUAGUCACCCAUACCAACCUCGUCCUUCUCCCGGUCAAACAUAUGCUACACCUCAAUAUAACCCACCUAGUGCGGACGCGCCAUCCAACGAAGACGAAUUUGCCGUUCAAAGGAGAGUGAUGCGUGAGCGUCGUGAGCAAGCCAUUAAGCGUAGAUUAGAACAAGAAGCCCGUGAAGAAGAGGCUCGUAAGGCCCGAAUUGCUGAGAAGCUCAAGGCAAUGGGACCUCCGCCUGAGCGCAAGAGCGCCAAAAAGGAAGGAAAACCCGAAUCUUCUACACAAUCUGCACACGCUGGACGGGAAAGCAUUCCCUCCACCUCAGAGGGAAAGCCUGGAGCGCCUUCCGAAGCUGCAGCUGAUUCUGCUGCCACAAUAAAUAAGAUCAAGUCCAAUUCUGAUCGCCAGGUCAACGGUGAUACCAAACAACCUGCUACUCAAACCGGAAGGCAUUCAACGCAAAAUGUUAAUGCGAAAUCUCAAUCGGCACCAUCGUGGCCCGAAGCUCCACAACAUCCGGAACGUUUUACCUCAUGGGUUGGAAGUUCUCAAAACAGUUCUCGCAAUGUCUGGGGUGCUCCCGGAAACGACCGUUCCCUUGGAAAUGGCACGUUUAAUCCUGACCUAGGAACCUUGCCUGAUGCUCACCCGGCUCCGAUCACCGGAACGUAUUCAUCGCCCGGCACCGAUUGUAACCGGAUACCUCCCAUCGGCCCGCCCCGAGGCCGUCCUUCCAAUAUUCCCGAACAAGAUCUUUCCAGUACAUGGAAUACUUUCACCGCCAAUGUUCAGGAAGAUGAUCGCAGGCGAGCGGCUGAGAUGCAAGACUUCAUACAUAGCCACGAGAAGAACCCAACUAUUCCGAUCAAAGAUACCUGGCGCCCCAGGGGCAAUGUACAGGACACAAAGCGAGGCUCAACUAACCCAUUUACCAACCACAAUGAGGCUCAACCAAGCGGUUCGUUCAACGGUUCCAGACAUAUCGGAAGAGAUGAGCGACUUCGACCCGAGCUGUCCGCGGAAGAGAUUGCCAAACGCAAAGGUCUUAUGCCCUCCGAUUUUGCCGCUCGAGAUGCAGCUAGAGAGGCUGCUGCUAAAGAAGCAAACGGUAUACGGCCCGAGUUUGGUAGGCAGCCCCCUGUCAGCCACAACGGACGAAAUGUGCCUGGGCCCGCAACCCAAUCCAGAAGCAGCUCACGAUUCUUCCCCUCUGCGCGAGACAUGCUCAUACAAGAUAACGAUGCUCAGGAGGAGACGCGUACUAAGUCCCCGACCCCGCCCCCUCCAACCGCAGAUGGCCAUCCGGUAUUUGAUGGCGACGUCACUCGUCCACAUGUAGCCCUACCACCAACUCGUCCGAUAGUCAAGCUACCACCCCCGACCAAUUCUGCAGCCCCUAGUCCUCUUGUCUCAUCCGCUAAGCCUGCACCGAUUUCAUUCGCUGCUGCUGCCGCCGCUCCUAUCCGGGGCAAUGCGCAAGCUACAGUUCCCCGUCCCUCUAGCAGAGGUAAGGGAUAUGCGGGAAUUCCUCAAAAGCCACACGAGAUAGCGUCCCAGGAGAAUUGGCAGGAUAAGAUUAACAAUCUAAUGGGUAAGAAGCCGGUCCAUCAAGCGAAGUCUAUGGCUAUAGACUCUUCGAGCAAGAUCGCGCUGGAGCAUACCCAUUCGUAUGACCCUGCAACUGUUGCGCUACCUGGUCUCUCACACUCGGUGAGCUCUGUAGCUUCUGAUGAUAGUGACUACACUAGCAAAGAGAUGGCCGAGGAAUGUUUUGGUGAGCAAGAGAUGGGCUCGCUCCCGGCGGUCCGACUCCCCAAUGAAGCACCGGAUGCACUAUGGCAAGCUGUCGAACCAAACUUCGAUCCUACACCCGCUAAACUACGAGUUGAUCCAACAGGUGCCGAAGCUUUGAGAUUCCUGCCAGAAUGCCUUUUGUUAACAACCGGUCCACCAGCAACCCGCGUCGAUCUGGGCCUCGAGGAACCCCUCGUCGUUUAUCAGGCCGCGGUGGGCAGCGCGGAGGAAGAGAACAUCCCGACCACGCCGGAGAUCACGCCUCAUCACAUUCCCCCGGCCGUCCAUCCACUCGGAGCGGACGUGGAAGUUAUAGACCCCGAACUGAGAACUGGAGUAGACACACCCCGACUACCCCGGCGGCAUAGUCGUAACUAUCUCUCCAGAGUCAAAUGA
Daldinia childiae is the source of this 3519-nucleotide messenger RNA. RefSeq lists its product as uncharacterized. The record is from RefSeq and is a predicted model, not a curated record. The transcript has 6 exons. The coding region runs from base 1 to 3519 and encodes 1172 amino acids. NCBI's taxonomy places the organism in Eukaryota, Fungi, Ascomycota, Sordariomycetes, Xylariales, Hypoxylaceae.